Mytilus californianus (California mussel) is the source of this 737-nucleotide messenger RNA. RefSeq lists its product as uncharacterized. The coding region runs from base 1 to 498 and encodes 165 amino acids. NCBI's taxonomy places the organism in Eukaryota, Metazoa, Mollusca, Bivalvia, Mytilida, Mytilidae. The record is from RefSeq and is a predicted model, not a curated record. The transcript has 3 exons.
AUGACCUGCUCCAUUGGUCAUCCUCGUGGACAGGUACAUUUUACUGAAAAAGACUACGUGCAGGAAACUAUUCAUGGGCGCAAACCCUCCAUACAGAGACUUAAGUCUACUGCCAUUCCCAGCCUAUUUUCCUGGACCAAGCAAGAGACUGAACCGUCCCCAAAAAGAAAAAUCAGGGCAGUUACCUGUGAAAACAAAAGAACUAAACUUGAUGAAUAUUGUAGUAGAAAUCUAGAGGAAAGUUUUGAUUGUAAAGUUGGUUUUCCUGAAGAAGUCAUUCAUACUGCAGAAAGGAUUUAUGACUGUCCACCACCAACUGUCGAGCUAAUGUUGAGCUUCACAGAUGGAAUUACGCAAACACCAUCAAUGCCUAUGUUUUCAGCAGAGAAUUUUGAAAUGAUGACAUGUGACACAGCCAUUCAUUUUUAUACGGGUUUAGAGUUGUAUACUAAAUUUUUAUUUGUUUUGACCACACUUGGUCCAGCACACAUUGUUUGAGAUACAUAUAUUUUCAAAUUGAUAGGGUGUCAGUCUUAUACGGGAUUGAAAAGUCUCCAAUUAACACUUGCACAUAGAGCAAAUUAUUGGACUUGGCAAAACAUACAAAAUUCUAAUAAAUCCUAUGAAUGGAACUGAAACAAAACUUUCAUCUGAAAUAACAUUUAGUUGUAUUAUGUUGUGUAAUUUUAGAACUUGUAUUAUGCCAAAGGAUGCAUAAAUAUAAGUGACGCAAUGAA